UGGUGAGUAAUAGUGGUGCAGGCAAAAACGUUUGUCCAUUGUCUUGUUCAGUUUAGCUGAGAGCGGUACACAGUAACAUAUUUGAGAGCUAGUGAAUGUUCAUGGGAUCACUUCGCGCUACUUAAGCGGUAACUGCCCAUCAUGCCGCCAUUGACGCUAGAAGGGGACUCACUCGGCGAGAAGCGCCGGCACUUCAACAAACUAGUCGCGGACGCAGUCGCUAGCAAACAUUAUGAACUAACGCCGAUUGGUGACACAGACAGCGACAUAGACAACCUUCUGAAAAUAGAAAUCGCGUGUAAAGCCAGAAAUGUAGACUACGUCAUCGAAGUAAUGAAAUCCAAAGACAUGCUGUAUGCGGCGACAGCUAUUAAAAAGUCCACGUGGCUAAUCACCGACCCGCAGCACGCACACAUCAUCAACCCUGAGUACCUACACACACAACUAAAACCUUACAUGACCACCAAAGCAUUUAACAAACUCAUGCUUCACGUCAGACUCAAUCUGAAAGAUGAAAGUCGAGUCGAAGCCUUUUAUGAACACUUCAAAGAUACAGAUAGCGGCUGUAAAUGGCUGCAGAACUGUUCCAUACCUUUCAUUGAAAAUGUUAUUAAGAACGAACGCUGCGUCCCAAAGUUGCUCUUCAAACGCUUAUGUGAGAGAUCUAGUAAUUUCAUUGCAUAUACUACACGUGUUGAGGUAUACCCCCACGAUCGAGGAGAGUUAGUUUUUUUUAUGUUAAAGUCCCAUACUGAUGACGUAUUAAACAUAUUAGAAGACAAAACAGUAUCAGAAUUCGGUAUGCCAGAAUUCGGUAAAAAGAGAACAGAAUUUCUAUUAAAAACAUGUCCACAUAGAAUAUUCGAUAAUAUAAAAAAAUACGGCUCAUCUAUCGACACCACUAUGCUUAUAAAACAUAUUAACAAAAAUGAAAUAAAAACAUUCCUCCACAAACAUGCAAAUGAAUUGGGAUACUGGUGGGAUGUCGAUAAAUUAAAAGAUUUCAUAAGAAAAAUGGAUGAAGAAGAAAGGGUAGACUUCAUAAGAAAAUCUUUUAUUGACAGAACUGACAUGAUAUUUGAGAAAGCUGACAUGAACUGGUUCGAAUCUAUGAUUCAUUCUUACCAGUGGUAUGAGUUCUUUCCAUUCGAUAUGGCAUUUACCAAAAUCAAAAACCUUAUACGAAAGCAGAACUCGCCAUCAGAACGAUGUGCCAUGCUCUCAGUUUUGGUUAAUAGUGCAAAACCUAAUGCAGAACAUAUUAAAACUUUGCUCACAUAUGUGUUUGAAAAACACAUAAAUGUUCCUUUUAAAUUCAAAAUCAAAUUCAUAAAUAAUUUACUUUCAAACGUUUCUACUCACGAGUUGGAUGAGGCAACUUGGAACAUUUUGGAUCAAAUAUUUCACAGUAUGGAUGUAUACACUGACACGGAGAACGAUGUACAACUGUGUCUGGAAUCUAUUAUUGUGCGUAAAGUUUUAAACGAUGAAGCUGUGCCAGAAGUCGUCGAGAAAAAGUGCACUUUUAAUUCUUUUAACAUUAAUGUUAAGACUUUAAAUGAAGAACAAAAAAAGAAGUUAUUUACUUAUGUGUUUGAAUCCUUAAUAAAAAAAAUAAAUCACAAAACAUUUGAAAAUCAAUCUGAUAUCGAAGAAACUGUUAACAAGUUACAAAAUAUACUUAUGUUAUUAAAAGAUAAGAAUAAAAUACUCUCUGAUUAUCCUAUUGUGCAUGAAAAAAUCCAAGAACUAAUUAAAAGAAAAAAGGAAAUGAAAUGGACUACAGAUUUAUCAUGUUUAUACAAUACGAAAAAGUCGUGGCGUAAGUACAUGUUUGAGGAGUCGCUGUCGCUCUCUCUGUCCGAGGAAACGUGCCUGAACGCUCUGAAGCACAAGCCACAGCUGCUGACGCGUCACGACAAACAAAUACACACGUUGCGGACUGACGACGCGGUCUCACUGCGGCGUGUGCUCGCGAAGCUGCGCGUCUACUGGCCGGACUCACUCGCCCGACACUGGACAGAAGCUUACAUGCAAAGUCUAAAUGAACUUACUGGACAAAAAGCUGUUAUUAAAGGUCUCUUUGUACUUCUUACUGCAAAACAAGUUGUAGAACUUUCAAAAAAAUAUAUUCCUAACGAUUUCAGUAUAAACUGGGGCGACACCGACCAGACCGAUAUUAUCAUGCGAAAAAAUAUUGCAAAGCAUCUAUACAUAGCCAGGCCACUUGUACCAUUGGAUACAGUAUUGUGGUAUGCUAAAGGUGAUUAUUUGCAGUAUUCAGUACCGUCGCUUAACGCAAUGAUACCCAAUUUGGAUGUAGUAGAGAGUGAGGAGUAUUUACCUAAAUUAUUAAAUGCUCCAGUAUCCUUACAAAAAUUUGGUCUUCAUCUAGCAUUUCGCAAAUUCAAACCCAAUGAGCUAAAAAGUAUUUUUUCUAACGUUUGGAACUCCUCAAAUAAUUCAUCAAUCAGAGGCGUUGUUUUUGAACACACCUACAAUCAAAUAUGUAUAGUCAAACAUGAAUCUACUGAAAAAGAUUUAUGGCAGUUAUUAAGCAUGUUUAUAGAUAACUUAAGCUCAGAGGAAAGUGCCGCAAUUCAUAAAAAGUUAAGUGAAGUUGCAGGUGUCCCUGUAAGUAUUCGAGGAGAUUAUUAUAUGAAGAGUUACGAGUACUUAACUUCAUUACCCGAAAGCGCCGACUGUAAAAAGUAUGUGAAUAAUUUACUGUCAAAUGCACAUAUAAUAAUGGAGUUUCUGGACGAGGACUUCGUAGUCAAUAAAUUAUUGUCUCCUGCAGUAUCAAAAUAUGAUGCGUUAUAUGAACACCAGUAUGUUAAAUCACUUGCGUGUUUCAUAUUAUGUGGUCGAAAUGAGGAAAAUCAAGUUCAGAGAUUUAAAAAGAUUAUACCUGUAAUAGACGAUUUUUUUCAGAAUUGGGACAGUAUCGAAUCAGACGACAGCUACCAAACAGGUUUUGACCAAUUUUUAUCAUUUAUGGUUAAUGACUUCAUUGAUUACUUUGAAAGAAAAAAGUUAUCAUUCCCUAUUCCUGCAAAAGUUUUUGCGGAAAUACUUAGUAAAAUCGAAAAUGAUUUGUCUGUAUCUGAAAACUAUGACAUAUUUACUAGCUGGAAGAUUGUAACAACAUACGUUACAUUAUUGAAUGAAUUAAUAUGUCAUGAAACAGACAAUGAUUGCCAAUACAAUGAUAUGAGACUAUUUCCUUCAUUCGGUGUAGCUGUAACACGACAUUUGAAGGAAGACUCUGAUGAAUACAGUCCAGUAGUACAUCACCGUUUCGCAACCGCUUUUGAAAAAGCUCUUUCAAUGCUACGCAUACAUGAUGACAAAAUGAAACUAGAAAUUUUGAGACAUAUGUUAAAUGACGAUGACUUUGUUCCUGCAUAUCUAGUUGUCUCCAAGAUUAUGCCAAAAGAUCCACAGGAUGAGACAAAACAUUUACAAACAGAAAUACUUCAAAAACUUAAAAUUAAUCCAUCGCCAGUGGUACAAGUACAUUUUCAUAACGAUUUUUGGAUAUAUCCGAUAGAUUAAGAAUGAUGUUUUCGUCUGAUGUAAUAUUAAAGUAUUUUGUAUAUGAAUAAUUAAGAUAAAUAUAAUGAUUUCUUAGAUGUUGACUGUAUACUAUGCUUAAUUAUGAACCUACCUAUGUACAUAAUUUAUCAAUCUACCAUUGUGUCAUUAACUUAAGCUAUAAUUGUUUUUGCAAUCAAUAAAACUAUUAAUCGUUCAA
This is a messenger RNA of Spodoptera frugiperda (fall armyworm), 3757 nucleotides long. RefSeq lists its product as uncharacterized. Bases 142 to 3558 code for a protein of 1138 amino acids. The transcript has 2 exons. NCBI's taxonomy places the organism in Eukaryota, Metazoa, Arthropoda, Insecta, Lepidoptera, Noctuidae. The record is from RefSeq and is a predicted model, not a curated record.